AUGGGUGAAGCAAGCUACCCAUAUAGAGUACAUCGGUGUUCAAAGUGUCCUGGGGACACACAAUACUAUUGUGAAUCUUGUCCACGUAAUAUGUGUCCCCAAUGUAAGAAAAAUCAUUUGACAGAUCUUAAAACUAUAGAUCACAAUGUUUUGACAUAUCGUGAUAAAGUCAACCAUAUCCCUACCCAGGAGAGCUGUUUGAGACAUCCUAGCAAAGUUUAUAGGAUGUAUUGUGAACCCUGUCAAGUUCCUGCUUGUGGUUAUUGCCAAAACCAUAAAAAACACAGCAUGAAAAAUGUGAAAACAGCAUAUAAAAACAAACGAAAACAACACGAAAGAACCAUUCACACCAUUAGAAGUGAGGCUCUUUUUAUCAGACCAGUUCUAUUAACCGGGAUUAAAACAGAUCUUAAAACCUGUGAAACAAAAUUUUCACUUUACCACUCUAGGAUGUUAACAAAGGCUUUGAAACUGAAGGAUCUCAUUGACUAUUUGCUAUAUGAUCUAUUGAACAACGUGUUUUGUGACUUUGAUUUCAAACACAGAUGUUUAAAACAGAAGAUAGAAAUGGGCAAACAUAUUGUCAGACUACAUAGAUACGUACUAAGAUAUGAAUAUUCAACAAUAAGACCACUUCAAUUCCUUUCGUUCAUAAAAAAAGCUCGUCUCCUUUAUAAACACUUAGCAGUCCACACCAGCAAGUUUUCCAUGACUAAGUCACUCAACAAGGAGGAUGUGGUGAAGUUACUGAGUGGAAUCCAAAUCACAGAGAGAGAUCAAAGUACUGAAGUGCUGACGGGAGUUGAUUUUAUCGAUUAUCAUUUAUUUUAAAAUCAGCGAUAUGUGAUUUCGCAUGGCAAGUAGUAUCAGUAAUCGAACUAUUUCUGAGAAAUUGUACGGAUCCAGGCAAGAUUAAACUCUAGUUUUGUUCAACCAAACGCUCGGCUGUCUCCGUUUAUCUCCGACAAGCAAGAGAGACUCUCUGUUUUGUCGGCUAUUAACGGAGACAGCCGAGCGUCUGGUUGAACAAAACUAGUACAUUGAAGUCUAGCGUAUGAAUACAUGAAUACGACUUCAAAAAAAAAAUCUAAACUGUUCGUACCAUUUAAAAUCUUACAAUAUUAUCAUGGUAUUAAUAAAUAGGUUUUCUUGAAAAACAAUGCUUCAGAAUACAUUGCAUCGAAUUUUAUCGAUUAUUUUCAGGAACUAAGUGUUGUCAGCGGUAUUGAUUUGUGCUUAGGUCCAAACACUGUUUCACUUUCUGUUUGCCCGAGUAAGUGCAUA
This is a messenger RNA of Magallana angulata, 1284 nucleotides long. RefSeq lists its product as uncharacterized. The transcript has a single exon. Gene Ontology annotation, cellular component: chromatin; nucleoplasm. Bases 1 to 831 code for a protein of 276 amino acids. NCBI's taxonomy places the organism in Eukaryota, Metazoa, Mollusca, Bivalvia, Ostreida, Ostreidae. Gene Ontology annotation, biological process: positive regulation of DNA-templated transcription. Gene Ontology annotation, molecular function: ubiquitin-protein transferase activity; zinc ion binding. The record is from RefSeq and is a predicted model, not a curated record.